Mirounga angustirostris (Northern elephant seal) is the source of this 1814-nucleotide messenger RNA. RefSeq names its product tweety family member 1 (gene TTYH1). The coding region runs from base 88 to 1440 and encodes 450 amino acids. The transcript has 14 exons. Lineage: Eukaryota; Metazoa; Chordata; Mammalia; Carnivora; Phocidae. Gene Ontology annotation, cellular component: plasma membrane; smooth endoplasmic reticulum membrane. The record is from RefSeq and is a predicted model, not a curated record. Gene Ontology annotation, molecular function: volume-sensitive chloride channel activity; intracellularly calcium-gated chloride channel activity.
GCCAGACCCCGCUCCGCCCGCGCCCCGCUCCACUGCCGAGGCUCCCGCAGCCCCGGCGUCGGCCCCGCUGCGCCCUCCCCGGGGGCUAUGGGGGCGCCCCCGGGCUACCGACCCUCGGCUUGGGUGCAUCUGCUCCACCAGCUGCCCCGCGCCGACUUCCAGCUCCGCCCGGUACCCAGCGGGUUCGCGCCCCAAGAGCAAGAAUACCAGCAGGCCCUGUUGCUGGUGGUGGCCUUGGCAGGCCUGGGCUUGGGCCUGAGCCUCAUUUUCAUUGCUGUCUACCUCAUCCGCUUUUGCUGCUGCCGGCCCCCAGAGCCCCCCGGAGCCAAGAGCCCCCCACCCGGGGGAGGCUGUGUCACCUGGAGCUGCAUUGCUGCCCUUCUCGUCGGCUGCGCCGGCAUUGGCAUCGGUUUCUAUGGCAACAGCGAGACCAGCGAUGGGGUGUCCCAGCUCAGCUCAGCAUUGCUGCAUGCCAACCAUACGCUCAGCGCCAUAGACCACCUGGUGUUGGAGACGGUGGAGAGGCUAGGUGAGGCCGUGAGGACAGAGCUGACCACUCUGGAGGAGGUGCUGGUGCAGCGCCCGGAGCUGGUGGCUGCUGCCCGGGGGGCUCGGGGGCAGGCGGAGGCGGUGGCCCAGCAGCUCCAGGCGCUGGCCUUCUGGCGGGGAGUGCCCUUGAGUCCCCUGCAGGUGGCCGAAGACGUGUCCUUUGUGGAGGAGUACAGGUGGCUGGCCUAUGUCCUUCUACUGCUCCUGGAGCUGCUGGUCUGCCUCUUCACCCUCCUGGGCCUAGCAAAGCAGAGCAAGUGGCUGGUGAUCGUGAUGACAGUGAUGAGUCUCCUGGUUCUUGUCCUGAGCUGGGGCUCCAUGGGCCUGGAGGCAGCUACAGCUGUGGGCCUCAGUGACUUCUGCUCCAGUCCUGACACCUACAUCCUGAACCUGACCCAGGAGGAGACUGGGCUCAGCUCAGACAUCCUGAACUAUUACUUCCUCUGCAAUCAGGCGGUCUCCAACCCCUUUCAACAGAGGCUGACUCUGUCGCAGCGAGCUCUGGCCAACAUCCACUCCCAGCUGCAGGGCCUCGAGCGGGAAGCUGUCCCCCAGUUCCCUUCUGCGCAGAAGCCUCUGCUGUCCUUGGAGGAGACGCUGAAUGUGACAGAAGGAGACUUCCACCAGUUGGUGGCGCUGCUGCACUGUCGCGGGCUGCACAAGGAUUACGGCGCUGCCCUGCGGGGCUUGUGUGAGGAUGCCCUGGAAGGCCUGCUCUUCCUGCUGCUCUUCUCCCUCCUGUCUGCGGGGGCCCUAGCCACCACCCUCUGCAGCCUGCCGCGUGCCUGGGCCCUCUUCCCGCCCAGUGACGACUAUGACGACGCAGAUGAUGAUGACCCUUUCAACCCUCAGGAAUCCAAGCGCUUCGUGCAGUGGCAGUCAUCUAUCUGAGCCCCUCCUCCGUGCCAGACUGGAGCCUGAGCCCCCACCCCGUUCCUUCCCUGGCUGCCAGAGAAGACCCCACUAACCCAGCCUGACUGGGCUCUCACCUCUAACAGCACCUCUGGACACGGACACCCCCACGGGCUGCCUCCCUGCCCUGCCUCCUCUCCCACGCGCCCUUGCCUGGGGAGCCAGCCAGGGGGCAGGCCGGGCCCUGGGGCUGGCAGGGAGGGGCGGCCAGCUAGCCCCGCAACCCCUCACCCCUGGCCACCAGGCCCAUCCUCGAAGGGACACGAGUGUCCUCGUCCCUGCCAGGCCCCAGGGGGCUUAGGGCCGUCAUCUCAAGUUGCGGCACUAACUCGGGAAUGGGUUGAUUUGAAAUA